AUGAUGAAGGUGGAGGUAGAUAUGAGAAUUUUGCUGUAUUGGAUGCCUGCACCGAAGGAAGUCGAUCCUGUUUCGAUGGAGCUAACGACCGAUGAAAGCCGUAAUGCGACGAUAUCGGGGGAGGUGCUGGACGCACUUAUCGCAACUGUGUUCGUGGACCCCGCCUACAGGAGAGACGCCCUGCUCUUCACUUCAUCUACGCCAUUAAAUUUUACCGUGCACCUAGACAAGUCGGACGGAUAUCAGCUAGUCCCUGCCAACCCGUAUUUCUCGGGCUUCGCAACAUUAACGUUGAGGGCAGUUCUUCAAGAUGCAAACAUCCCAGUAGGCGAUACGUCUGCAAGCCGUCGCCACUUUGACGCACUUCCUAACGUCACGGUUGUAGUGACAGUCGAACUCUUCAUAGCGCCAGUGGCCACCGCUCCAGUAGUGAACGCCACCGCUGUGCGAUCGACAGCACCUUUAGGAACUGCGAUUGUGCUCUCAAUCGGUGCCAUCUCACUACGGGACGUGGAUGGGUCGGAAGAAUUGUCUGUCGAGCUGGCAACGGAGAUGGACUUGGACGCUGUCGCUACGGCUUUGUCGCGCGUUGUAUACGCGCUGCCCAUCCCGACUUCUACGGACGGUAUCAUGGACGCCGACGUUAUGCUCAUAGCGGCGGACAAUCUCUUUACUGGCCGAUUCAGCGUCUCUCUUACGGCGACGUCCCGUGAGCUUUACUUUACGAACACGUCGAAUGCAUCAUCGGCUUCAUCGCUUUUUUCGGCUGAGGUGGGGUGGAUGGCGGAGCCUACUGUCUACUACACCAAGCCGUUGGCCUUUUGGCUCAGAGGACAGAAAGACACACCCGUGUCUAUUGCACUAAGCAAUAUUCGAGGAAGGCUACAGGCUGAAACCCCGUCGAGCGAUACUAACAAGCUGGUGUACGGUCCAUGCCGACUCGCGUGGGAUACAGAUCGAGUGCAGGCAGUUUUAAGUUCAACACAUCAGAGAACUUGA
This is a messenger RNA of Phytophthora infestans T30-4, 999 nucleotides long. RefSeq lists its product as uncharacterized. The coding region runs from base 1 to 999 and encodes 332 amino acids. The transcript is spliced from 3 exons. NCBI's taxonomy places the organism in Eukaryota, Oomycota, Peronosporomycetes, Peronosporales, Peronosporaceae. The record is from RefSeq and is a predicted model, not a curated record.